Messenger RNA from Ceratosolen solmsi marchali, 968 nucleotides. It is a transcript of the gene Tspan6, whose product is annotated as tetraspanin 6. Lineage: Eukaryota; Metazoa; Arthropoda; Insecta; Hymenoptera; Agaonidae. Gene Ontology annotation, cellular component: plasma membrane. The coding region runs from base 190 to 912 and encodes 240 amino acids. The transcript is spliced from 5 exons. The record is from RefSeq and is a predicted model, not a curated record.
UUAUCUUAAACAUUGAUCUCAUGAAUUUUAUUUUAGAUUUCAAAUUUCAUAACCUAUUUUGUGUGUGCCCUCACCUUUUUUGUAAUAAAUUGUCAUCGGCAAGAAGUCCGUAACGCAUUUUUAUUCCAAAUUAAAAAUACAACUAUCAAGCAUUUUUAUUCAAAUACGCAAGAAACGAAUACAAUUAAAAUGAAUUGUGGAAUGGAAUGCAUUAAAUAUCUACUGUUUAUCUUUAAUUUUAUUUUUGCGCUUAGUGGAUUGGCAAUUCUUAUAUGUGGAGUGAUUAUUCACAUGUCGAUGGAUUAUGUUAUCAAAGCUAAUAUUGAAGUACCAAUUUCUUCGCCAGCAAUUGUAUUAAUUAUCAUUGGUGCUGUGAUUUUUAUCAUUGCUUUCUUUGGUUGCUGUGGAGCUAUUCGUGAAAGCCAUUGCAUGGUUAUUACUUUUGCAAUACUACUGUUGACUCUUCUUAUUAUCAAAGUUUCUGUAGCUUCAUAUAUCUUUAUACAAAAUGGAAAUAAAAUUGAAGAAAAGAUUUUCAAGGAUUUGGAGAAAUCUAUAAAGCAAUACUUCAAUAGUAAUGAAGCUAUUCGGACAAAAGUGGAUUCUAUUCAAUUUGUGUUCCAAUGCUGUGGAUACAACUCUUAUAAUGAUUACUUAAAUGAUCAAAAAAAUACUCAAGGUAUUAUUCCAGGCAGUUGUUGUAAUAAGCAAGAAAAUCAGUUUUGUCAUACCUCUGAAGCAUCAAAGGUAGAAGGAUGUGGAAAAAUCUUGUAUUCUUUUAUUAUAUAUUAUGGUAGUGCUUUAUGUGGCUUAGCUCUUGGUAUUGCUGUUAUUGAGUUGAUUGGUAUUAUCUUCUCCUUUUGCUUGGCCAAUUCGAUAAGAAAUGUUGAACGUCGUGGUUACAAAGUUUAAAUUCAAAUCAAGAAAUAUUUUUUCAAACACUAAUUUUUUCAUGCAAGUUUUAUACU